AAAUGCGCUCGAUAAAGCUUUUACAUGCCAUUUGGCCUGUCAUAGACUAUAUCAAUAAUAACGAGAAAGGAUACUUGACGUCGAAUAUAUAAAAAUGAUGGACUGUUCUCUAAAGUAGUACCAAGGAGAAGAAUACAUCGACGCAAGAAGUACCUUCAAUGAUAAAUCAUACAUGGAAUGGCUUGUUGAUAUAGUUCCCGAAGAGAAGAUACAUUAGAUGAGCUACGUAACAUGGCUCGGCGCUACCAAUUCCGGCACAAACUGACGGUACACCACCGAUCAUCAUCUUUCUACACCGAGAAUGCCAGUAUGUUGGUCAUUUUGGCUGUUGCCAUGGCAACGAUCUUCACGAUAAGUUAUUUCACGGCUAAUGCUUCAGAACUGAUGGCCAAUCGAGCUAGACCUGUUGGUACGUCAAGAUUGGCGACACCCCCGAAAACACCUCCACCCGCAGAGCCCAUGUCGAAACAUAAAUCUGACCAGCAUUUUACUCCAAAUUUGUGGAAUUUUGUGGUAAAUGAGGCAGAGAAGCUCUUCCUAUACCAACAUUUCUUAGAAACACCAUGGAAACGAAAUACAACAAAUGAACAAUUAUGGAGAUCGGAGUGGCAGGAUUUAUCUCCCAAUUGUACUGCAGAAAAAGACUUCGUCUUGACACAAACAAACGUAAAAGAGAAUGAUUCCCUAGUUUAUAGCUUGUAUCGAAAGGUGAAAGGAAAAGCCAUGAAGCAGUUCAAAGUCACCAAACAAUUGAUGCAAAAUAUUCCAAACGCUUCACCGCUUGAUGGCGUUCGACUCGGUCGGUGUAGUUUAGUGGGGAAUAGUGGCAUCCUACUCAACAGUGACUGUGGGAAACAGAUUGACCAGGCAGAUUUUGUAUUCAGGUGUAACACGGCACCCUUAGCGCCUUUUAGAUCUGAUGCUGGGGUGAAGAGUAACCUUACAACCAUGAACCCAAGUAUCAUUGAAAGAAGAUUCAAUUUUCUAAAAGAAGAAGAAAACAUUACGUCAUUUGCCAAGGCGGUGUCGCAGUACAACGGUGAUAUCUGGCUACCGUGCUUCGGAGUCCAGUCACACACGAAAACAUGUUUGAAAGCACUGGAUGUAUAUGAGGAAUUCAAUCCAAGAUUAUUGGUCGCUAAUCCAGCACACUUUCGUCUCGUUUGGGAUUUCUGGAAGCAAAGGAAGUUUGGAAGUGAAACUCUAUCUACAGGGUUCUAUUUGGUGCACAUUGCACUGAGCGUGUGUGAAGAAACACAUCUCUAUGGAUUCUGGCCAUUUUCAUCUCAACUAGACCCAUUUCCUGGACAGGUCCAUGAGGUUCCAUAUCACUACUUUGAUGGUCUUAAAUUCACCAAGAAUCAUGACAUGAGCAAAGAGUUCCAGGUUCUUCUGCAGAUGCACAAGCACGGUCUGCUCCGAAUGCACGUUGGAAAAUGUCCAUAACUUUCAUGUAAUACCUUGAUUAUUGCAAGGACUUUCAACAGGGACUAUUUACCUUUCUGGCAGUCUGACUGUUGAUCAGAGAGCAAUGGAGUCGAUAACCAAGCAAUUUGAAUACUUCUCCUGCGCAUCGGGAACGCUACGGCAUGACAUUCUUAUUAAAGAAAAAAACGGCGACACAAGUGUAUCUUGCGUGCCACCAAAACGGGUCUUGGUUAUAUACAACGUGGGUAUACUCGACAUGCUGGAUGGAUUCGUGGAUCUUCCAAUUCGUUGUCAGCCAUACACGCUCCCGCCGUAUGCAAUAUUGUGCUAUAGUCUUGCCUUAAAUUGGUGCUGAUUGAAUUUGGCUUUGACUUUCAUUUAUUUCUAUUAGGUAAUUUGUAUAUGUUAUAAGUUUACUUUGUGACCAACCAUCCAAAAACCAACAUUAAGUCGCCAGGGAAUAUUCUUGAUAAUAGCCAAUAUAAUUUAGUCUUCAAUAUGCAUAAAUCAGAUAAUUGGUUUGUCUAAAAGAUUAAUUUCUUUUAUACUGUCAAACAUUGAAUUUGUAAAGUUUAAUAAAAGAACACAAAAGAUUCAAAAGUUUCUUUGAUACCAUUUGUGCAGAAUGCUUGGAGGUUUCACUGAGAUUGUAUAGUCAGUGUGCACAUCUCAUGCUUCAACCUCAAACCUUGUUUCUCCGAAGCUGUUGCUAGUUUUCUUAUGCAUUCAGUCAAGUGCUUGUGAGGUUAUGUUGACCGAUUUUGACAAGCUACAUAUCAUUUCAAAGCUUAGGAUGUGCUUUUUUAAGCGCAAUGAAAAUCUCAAAAUUCAUUUUGAAACUAAAAGAAAUGUUAGUUUUGAGGUGGAUGGUAACCUAUAAUCCUGUUUCUAACUAUCCUGUAUAUCUUUGUUAAUUGCAAAUUCAUUUCGAACUACAUUAGUCCGAAAAAAUAUAUUUUAGCAUGUAUUACUGGCCGUAGAAAAAUGAAAAUUGUCCUCCAAUUCGCAGAUAUUGUGGCUCGUAUUCUGAACUAGAGUUUGAAAUAUGGUCUAAACUUCUGUUUUGGUACGCUAUUGACAGCCAAUUUUGACACUUUUUUUAACUAAAAAGGGUACAAUCUAUCAGCUCAUAUGACACAUAAAUCAUUCAUAGCCGUCUAGAAGUGAUGACUAAAACAAUAUGGGCAGAGGUAAUCAUAAAGAAAAUACAUUUCAAUCAACAAAACAAUUGACAUUUUCUGCUUGUCAUAAAUUAAACACAAAGUUUCAUUAGUC
Lytechinus variegatus (green sea urchin) is the source of this 2703-nucleotide messenger RNA. Its product is annotated as alpha-N-acetylneuraminide alpha-2,8-sialyltransferase-like. The record is from RefSeq and is a predicted model, not a curated record. NCBI's taxonomy places the organism in Eukaryota, Metazoa, Echinodermata, Echinoidea, Temnopleuroida, Toxopneustidae. Gene Ontology annotation, molecular function: alpha-N-acetylneuraminate alpha-2,8-sialyltransferase activity. Bases 232 to 1446 code for a protein of 404 amino acids. The transcript is spliced from 8 exons. Gene Ontology annotation, biological process: N-glycan processing; oligosaccharide metabolic process.